ACAGAGACAGAGAGAGAGGGAGAGAGAGAGAGAGGGAGAGAGAGGGAGAGAGAAGGACGCAGAAUGGCGGCGGUGCCGUGCUCCAAAUGCACGGCAGAAAGAAAAGGCUUUCGACGGGAACUUGACUCGUGGCGAUACAAGCUGCUCCACUGUGUCGGCUUUGAAAGCAUCAUAGAGGGGAUUUGUGGCUCCAUGUUGACAAGAGACCUCAACUUGUUUGACGGCUGUGAACCCAAGCAGGUGGAUGACUGGUCCCCAGAAGCCAACUGCUCCUUCUGCAACCUCGCCCUGGACAAACUCAGUGAGCAAGCAACCGCGUCAGCCCUCUCCUCCCCCUCGGAUGGCUCUCCAUGUCAGGCCCCGACCAUGUCUGAGAGCAGCCAGACCGCUCACAGGUUCCUCCAGGCUGUGUUCCACAAGAAAGGUGUGUCCCUGGGCCGCGAUUCCAACAUUCCUCAGAUCGCCCAGGAGCUAAUGAAGAAGAUGAUACACCAGUUCGCCAUAGAGUAUGCAUCGAGGUGCCUACUCCACACCACGCCAACGGAUGUUACAACAAGGAUCUCCUCGCCUUUUUCCCAAACGCCUGAUGCCCCCUUGGACCUGACAGUGAGCCGACCUCAGGGUGAAGAAGAACGGCAAUCUAAUACUGAUGGCGUGCUUGACCUCUCCAAAAACAACGGUGACAGCUCCACAACAACUUCAUCAACAGCCAACACAAAAGCCUCUGGCUGCCUACCGCCUUCAGAGGAAGAAGCAUGGAAAGAUAAACAGCGGAAGAAGCUUCAUAAGGACUCGGCACUGGAUGUUGUCUUUAGCUCUCUCUGCCCAGCACAUUGUUCCCUACUCUACCAGAUGCUGAAGGUAGCGCACAAGGAAAGAUUGCUCUCCUCCCCUGAUAGAGUCUUAACGGAAGCUAACUGCUGUCACCGUGGAGGGAAGAGCAACUCCUUCCACUUGUCCGGUUGUGGUCACCGAGGCUGCGAAAGCACAAUGUGCCAUCCGAGACACGCGAUACCCCAUCGUUGCAUUUCUAAAUUCCCGUUUAAGGACUAUCAAAGUGUUGCUCAAAACAACUGCUGUAUGCAAAGGUGCAGAAUGGACACGUUCACUAUGGUUUGCCGCAAGAGUCUGCACUGUAUUUCCUGCCAAGGUCUGUCCGUAGAUCCCAUCCACGUUGUCUGUCCCUUUGAGUCUUGCGCUCCAAUCUCCUGCAAGAAUCACGACCCCCGCUCUUGUUUGUGUGUUCCAAACCACACCUGUUCGACACAGCUGAAGAACACUCCGGAGACAGGAGAUGCAGAUCCCCCUUGUCCAGCCCUGAGAAGGCAGCAGAGCCCUUCGCCUCCCCCGCUUUCUCCAAUCCCUUUUGAUGUUGAUAAGAUGCCGGAUGAAAUGCCACCUUCCCUGCUUCACCAUAAACAAGAUGAGGCGGCCCGAGUUCCAGACGCAGAAAUAACAAAUGAGAUAGAGUUCAGGAAGAACCGAAGUGGAACUUCACUGCAAGAUGUUGUCAAUCGCUUCAGUGAGAAACUUGACACCAUCAGACCGCCAGAGAGGAACCCAGCUCUGGCCUACCCAGCCAGCCAUCUGCCGGAAAAGGAGCAGCUAGAGUCCUCUUCCAUCAGUCAAAACUCCCAAUUUCACACAGACAGUCAUCUGACCGAAAUCAUCACUACCGUUCUUCACACACGCAGCGCCAGUGACUAUAACCUCAGCGAUCUGUUCAAUCGCCACGAUAGCCAAGAACCCAAGUCGCCCAACACACGCUUGCGUCGUCGCCAGGAAGUCCUGGCAGCUCUGGCGACACCGGCUGAUGGUACUACAACCCGAAGGCAAAGCCUGCAAAUUAAACGAGACCUUGCGAUGUAUGACCUUUCAUACAAUCGAAAAAAGGUUGCACAGGCAAGGAAAUCCCAAUUAAAAGAAGUUAAUGCAGUAAAUACAUCAAGCACUUUGUUGGACUCGAAUGUCAUCCACGAUGUAGCAGGAACCGAGUUGAAUAUGCACAAUCCAAGAGUUAUGGUGGUACCAUUAAGUAUUAACUCUGUCAUCAACAAAAUCAAUGAUAAAAUACAAACAGAGGAAAGAUCUGCGAAUAAAAAAGACCCAACUUCCCCAGACCUGCAGAGCAAAAGGUUUGAGGGCAAGGUUAAUGAUGCCAUGAUUCUUGAAAAUGCUAGCGGUGCCACUAAUGAAUGUAAUGAUAGACCAGAUGGAAGCCAUAAUACCAUUAAUGACAGUCAUCCAGAUCAGACAUCCCCUGCAAAAGAGUCAAGGCGAUCCAGGAGGAACAUAGUCCCUCCACAACGAUUUGCCUCUUACGUCACAGAACCCAGGAAGAUGUUCUUCGUAGCUUGCUUCUCUGAAAGCAUCUUCAACCAGCAAACACACAAAGAAGAGGACCUCACAUCAACCACCUCCGAUGCCUUAUUGAAAAAUGUGCAUGUUGAGCAUGCUUCACUGCAGUCCUCAGAAGAGGACUUUUCCUCAUGUGACCUCCCCCAGGCUUUAGACUCUGCCAAUAAAGAAGAACACAGUUCAUGCCAUGCAGAAUCAAACGAGGAACCCCAAACUGUAGCACAAACAUCUCCAAAAAGACUAUCAGGCUCAAAUACUGCAUCAAGAAGACUCCAGUACUCAAAUGUGGGUAUGACUACCAGGUCUGCAACCUUUGCUAACACUCAUUGUAACUCUCCAGUCCAGUACACAAGCCCAAUAAAGUUAAUGUUUGUAUCACAGUUAAUAGACAAAGAAGGCGUCAGAUAUCGACUUAAAGCCGCAAAGUCUGGAUCAAUUGCACAAGUAGGGGAACCCUUUGACCCGUGCAAAGAGUCCUCCUGGGCUGGGACACGAGAGAAGAAGCAACAAAAAAAAGCAAAGCAUCAGUCAACUACCUCGCCUGGUAACACUGUACGCCCAUCUCCAAAGUCAGGUUCUACUACACCAGCGACUUCCCCUUCCUUGUCACUUAGGUCCGCUUCCCGUCUCAAAUCAGACUCGGUAGCAGACAACAUUCCUUCCUUAUCACCCAAGUCUGCUUCCUCACCAACUGUGCCUCUCUCAUCUCCAUGUAAGUCCACCUCUUCCCCACUAAAGUCAGUUUCCGUGUCACCCAAGUCAGCUUCUUCUACUCCACUUAAGUCAUGUUCUAAGUCGCCCUCCUCGUCACCCAAGUCAUCAUCAGCGUCUGGUAAAUCCACUACUUCACCCAAGCUUGUGUCGUCAUCCCCUAAACUCGGCUCCAGAAGAUCAGGAGAAAGUAGUCCAGCUGAGAACCAAAGAUCACCAGGCGACUUGCAGUCUUUCCAUGAAACAACUCCCCCCAAAAGACGUCCAGGCCGGCCAAAGAAACUUGGGCCGCAUCUGGAGCAAAAAGUAAAGAGACCAAUCGGUCGACCGCGAAAGCAGAAGCCAGAAGAUGCUGUACUUGGGACGAAAGCCAACGUGCCUGACGUAACUGAUGAGAAUGUCAAUAAGAACCUCAAAAUUACAGUAGUCUAUGGCCGUUCAAGAAGAAAUAAACGAAUGGUGUCAGAGAGCUUCGAUAAACUUCAGACUGAAUUCCAAGACGUCUGGCAAGCAGCAAGUCUGAAAAACAGAUUGGGUGCAAUAACAGAAAAGUCAGAGAUAAACCUAGGUAGUUCUAAAAUGUGUUCAGUUGACCUCAGUCCAAUGAAAGAGACCAGGAGUGACCUUAAAUGCCAGAAAAGAGAUAAAGUUUUACCGUCAAGAAAACCUGGUAGACCUGCAAAAGUUAAGAUCUCUGGAAUCUCGGUAACUGUGACCACGGUGUCACCAAAGCAACGGAAGAUUUUGAUUGAGCGGUCUGCUGAUAGACAAAUGGAAAAGAAAGCACUCCUGCCAGAAUUCCAAACUUCAAAAGAGCCCAGGAAAAUUGGCAAACAUUUGCAAGCAGAGGAACGAAGAGAACCCCAGAGUGUAAGUCAGAACCAACUGCCUAAUGAGCCGGUAGCUGUCCGUCAGUCAAAGAGAGUGAGCAAGCCAUCCUUUUAUUUCUUGCACGCCGUUGCCACCGCCACAACUAGAUCAUACAGUCACAGUAACGCUCUACUACGGCGCUCCAAAAAACUUCUGCUCAACAAGGCCAGCCAAGAAAGGAAACAAGAAGAGAAGCAGAGUAGAAUAGAACGUUCUGGAAUGAAAAGACAACACUGUGACCAAGAGAGGAAGAAAAUCUCUCAAGAACUUAACCGAGUGGCAGGUGUUUCUGUGGAAUCAAUCUUUGCUCCAGAGGAAGCGGUCCGCUGGUGGCCGGCGUCCGCCGAAGAAAAGACCUUGAACCAUGAGCUCGCCAGACGUAUCCGCUUUUUCUCCAACUCCUGGGUCUCGAAGGCAGUGAAGAAACAUGAAGUAGACAUUGAAGUCAAAGUAGACACAGAAGAGAGCAAGUCUUCGGUGGUUCAAACGCUGUUCAACUGCAGCCCAAAUAAACCCAGGUCAUGUAGUUUGCCGCAGCUGUGCUCCUGGUUCAUGCAAACCACAGAAACACAGUCCUUGGCCAUCGUCAAGAAGACAAGCUCUCGCAACCCCUACGAAGUCAUGCACUUCCCCCACUUGCUAAACAAGCAAGGCGUCAAGCAUCAAAGUCCUCAGGCUGAACGACUUCACAGACACCUCAAGAAGUUCGCCAAGACUUUGCCCAAAAGCACCGUCCAGUUUGAACGAGCUAAAAGAAGAAGGGAGAAGAAAACGAAGGAGCCUCUGGCCGUCCGAAACAUUAAACGACGACUCUUCGUUACCAGGAUGGUGAGCCAAGGACGCCGUAGUCAAUACCGAGCCACACUACUUCGGGCAAGGACACGAUUCUCGUCCCCGCCAGUGAGAAAGAGGUGGGCACAAAAACAAAAACCUUCAUGUAGGUUAAAAUUGAAGGCGUCAAACCGACGAGCAGAAGAAGUCCAAUCCCAGCGAGACCCAAACAUGUCCUGUAACUCCCCGAGUGUACAAUCACUGAAGGAAUGCAGAGUAUUCUUGAAAAAAAUCGACAAAUCCCCUGAGGAGUGGGACUCUUGGCCUUUGAAAGCGAAUUCCAGGGAGUCCGCCUCUGCGUACGUGGACAGAGAGCUGCUCGGAGAUUUUAAAGCUGUGAAAACAAGGAAGGUGAAAGUCAACGGCAGGACUGCAGAUUCCGCACCUGAAUCGCUCCAGAUGCCGGAGAAUAAAACACGUUCGGGGAGGCGGAAGGAAGGUCCUCAUGAUCCACCACCAGCUAAAAGGCUGCGACAAUCGCGGAUGAAGGGCUUAAGUGGACCAAGGUGGCGCGACUUUGUCUUGGGAAGCUAGCUGGCCAAUCACCUUCCUUCCUUCCUGCCUUCCUUUGUGCCUUUGGAGCCAGCUGAGCACCACCCGGUGGACGUGACGCUCCACCUCCGACAAAGACGACACGCUGCACUAUUUUGAUAUGUCCUGCUUUUGUAAGGAGAGACUGGAGUAAGACUUUGUUCCCAACAACACCCGCACUGCUGAAAGUAUGUCACCCAGCGUUAGUUUUGCACCAUCCCAGCAGCUACUGUAAAUGACUUCAUUACUGACACGUGUCUCUAGAGCCAUAAUGUGACUUGGAACAAACUGCAUUUACUUGAUGGCAUGUGGGGGAAUGUUCUCAACUCCCGUUUCCACGCCCAGUGUUGUAAUGAGCUACUAAUAGGCGUGGAUGUAGCUAAUGUCUUUUUAUUUCUCCAUUCUGCAGUCGCCCGCCUCCAAACCUCACAAUAUUUCAGGUCCCACAAUCAUUUUGAGACAAAGUACAGGCCUAAAGUUUGUUUUCUUUAUUUUCAUGACUAUUUACUUUGUAGAUUGUCACGUCAAAACUAAGAAUGAACACAUGUGGAGUUAUGUACUUAACCUCUUAAGGCCCAAGCUGUUUGUUUACAUGCUUUUUUUUAUUAUUGGACCCUAUUUAGAAUAAAAACUAAGAAACAUCUUUUGAUAUGAUGUACUUAGUCCAUAAGUACACAAAUGUGUACUUCUUGUGUAGUGACAUGCUAAUUCUUAUCUUUACACUUUUUUUUCCUUCCAAAUUCCAUUGUAUGUUGUACUCUUCUGACACCACCAGAUGGCAGUAUAAGUGUCCACAUAAGUGGCCAUAAGACCCCAAUUCAGUAGUGUACACAAUUUUGGAAAUAAGAGCUAAAAGGUGCUGUCCACGCAUGUGGCCACUAAGCCUUUAGAGCAGGGGUCACCAACGGGGUGCCCGCGGGCACCAGGUAGCCCGUAAGAACCAGAUGAGUAGCCCGCCGGCCUGUUCUACAAAUAGCUUAAAUAGCAGCACUUACCAGUGAGCUGCCUCUAUUUUUUAAAUUGUAUUUAUUUACUAGCAAGCUGGUCUCGCUUUGCCCGACAUUUUUAAUUCUAAGAGAGACAAAACUCAAAUAGAAUUAGAAAAUCCAAGAAAAUAUUUUAAAGACUUGGUCUUCACUUGUUUAAAUAAAUUCAUUAUUUUUUAUACUUUGCUUCUUAUAACUUUCAGAAAGACAAUUUUAGAGAAAAAAUACAACCUUAAAAAUGAUUUUAGGAUUUUUAAACACAUAUACCUUUUUACCUUUUAAAUUCCUUCCUUUUCUUUCCUGACAAUUUAAAUCAACGUUCAAGUAAAAAAAAUUUGUUAUUAUUGUAAAGAAUAAUAAAUACAUUUUAAUUUAAUUCUUCAUUUUAGCUUCUGUUUUUUUGACAAAGAAUAUUUGUGAAAUAUUUCUUCAGACUUAUUAUGAUAAAAAUUCAAAAAAUUAAUUCUGGCAAAUCUGUAGAAUCAAACUUAAAUCUUAUUUCAAGGUCUUUUUAAUUUUUUUUUAAAUUUUUGUUCUGGAAGAAAUAAUGAUUUGUCUUUGUUAAAAAUAUAGCUUGGUCCAAUUUGUUCUAUAUUCUAACAAAGUGCAGAUUGGAUUUUAACCUAUUUAAAACAUGUCAUCAAAAUUCUAAAAUUAAUCUUAAUCAGGAAAAAUUACUAAUGAUGUUCCAUAAAUUCUUUUUUUAAUUUUUUCAAAAAGAUUCGAAUUAGCUAGUUUUUGUCUUCUUCUUUUUUCGGUUGAAUUUUGAAUUUUAAAGAGUCGAAAUUGAAGAUAAACUAUGUUUCAAAAUUUAAUUGUCAUUUUGUUCGUGUUUUCUCCUCUUUUAAACCGUUCAAUUAAGUGUAAAUAUCAUUAAUUAUUAAUAAUAACAGAGUUAAAGGUAAAUUGAGCAAAUUGGCUAUUUCUGGCAAUUUAUUGAAGUGUGUAUCAAACUGGUAGCCCUUCGCAUUAAUCACUACCCAAGAAGUAGCUCUUGCUUUCAAAAAGGUUGCUGACCCCUGCUUUGCACACUCUUGGCAUUCUCUCCAUGAGCUUCAAGCACACCUGUGAAGUGACAACCAUUCACCUCUUGAAGCUCAUGGAGAGAAUGCCAAGAGUGCGCAAAGGGUGGCUAUUUUGAAGAAACUAGAAUAUAAAACAUGUUAUUUCACCUUUUUUUGUUAAGUACAUAAGUCCACAUGUGUUCAUUCCUAGUUUUGAUGUGACAAUCUACAAAGUAAAUAGUCAUGAAAUGACUAAACUUGAACUGUAUCUACAAUAGCAUUAAAUGUUUCUGUUUCUAGCAUCACGUCCUGUUUUAAAUGCGGUCUUGUACUUUUGCGGACUGAGUGAGUGAACACUAAGUCUGUGGUUUUAGUAUCGUGUGUGUGUGGUCUUGUGGUGGCGGACAAACAACCUGCUCACUGACUUUGGUGCUAAACUUCUGUUGUGUAUUUCUUUCCUGUCUUUUUAUACUGCUGCAAGUGUGACGGCUGUUUGGACCAAUAAAAAUGUGG
Entelurus aequoreus (snake pipefish) is the source of this 7804-nucleotide messenger RNA. RefSeq names its product ligand dependent nuclear receptor corepressor-like (gene lcorl). Gene Ontology annotation, cellular component: nucleus. The transcript has 8 exons. NCBI's taxonomy places the organism in Eukaryota, Metazoa, Chordata, Actinopteri, Syngnathiformes, Syngnathidae. The record is from RefSeq and is a predicted model, not a curated record. Gene Ontology annotation, biological process: regulation of transcription by RNA polymerase II. Bases 64 to 5304 code for a protein of 1746 amino acids.